Lactuca saligna is the source of this 522-nucleotide messenger RNA. The record is from the annotation of a GenBank genome assembly. Lineage: Eukaryota; Viridiplantae; Streptophyta; Magnoliopsida; Asterales; Asteraceae.
AUGAUGUCACUAGAACAAACCACCACUCAGGUUCCCACAAUAAUCAUCGAUGAAACAUCACAAGGCGGCGACUCGACGACCACUAGUACACCAUCAACCGGUCAAUGGAGGACAAACUUCUUCCGCCGCCGUGUCAACACAAAGCAUUCAGUUACAAACAUCCCAACCAACGGUGAUACCAAACAGCGCACAACAGGAGGUUUUCCGAACACCACCACCAUCAAACUAGAUGGCAGGAGCUCAACAGGUGGUUCUCCAAACACCACCAACAAACCAAAUGGAAGGAGCUCAAUCGGCGGUUUUCAAGACACCACCGAUAAACCAGACGACAUGAGUACAACCAGUGACUUUCUAGACACUACUGAUAAGCCAAAUAGUGGGAGAAACACCAACGGUUUUUCAGACACCACUACUAUACCAAACGAUGAGAAACCAAACAAUGGCUUUCCCAGCACCUCCAUUUGCAACAAACAUACCUUUCUCCACCAUAAUACUAAAUUACCAGCAAUUUGUACCCCAUAA